AAAAGGUUACCUAUGAAAUUGGUUUUAUUUAUUUUUUUUUUUUUCACGACAAACAUCACAUCUCCAAAGCCGACCCGGUGCCGACCUCCUGCGUCCACCGUCUUCCCUAAACACGCAAACAGACACAUUCCCCUCGAUACACCGGCCGCGCCACCGCGGAAAUCGAAAUCGCAAGCGCAAUCGGAAUAGCAAUUGAUCACCCCCAUAUCCUCACCACCACAAUCACUUGCGGGCGUAGAGGAGGUUUCGGAGAGGAAGGAAAGGGAGAAAGGGAAUAAAGGGAAUAAUAAUAAUAAUGGAUCUGGGGCAGAUGGAGGAGGCGGAGAGCCUCCGCGUGGGGGUGACGGACGUGCUGCGAGAGUCGGUGUCGGUGCCGCGCGCAUCGCCGCGCACCUUCGCGCUGAUCACCCUCACCCUGAUCUUCCCUCUGUCCUUCGCGGUGCUGGCCCACUCCCUCUUCACCCACCCCAUCCUCCUGCACCUCCUCCGCUCGUACGACCGCGACGGCAGCGCCUCUUCCUCCUCCAGCUCGCGCGCCUCCGAGUGGUCCCUUCUGCUCCUCUACCAGUUCGCCUACCUCCUCUUCCUCUUCACCUUCUCCCUCCUCUCCACCGCCGCCGUCGUCUUCACGGUCGCCUCCCUCUACGCCGCCAAGCCGGUCUCCUUCGCCUCCACCCUCUCCGCCGUGCCCCCCAUCUUCCCCCGCCUCUUCCGCACCUUCCUCUGGGUCUCCCUCCUCAUGCUCCUCUACAACGUCGCCUUCGGCCUCUCCGUCCUCCUCCUCCUCCUCCUCUCCGACGCCCGCUCCGCCGCCUCCCUCCUCCUCCUCGCCGCCGUCGUCGUCGCCUUCCUCGCCGCCCACGUCUACAUCUCCGCCCUCUGGCACCUCGCCAGCGUCGUCGCCGUCCUCGAGCCCGUCUGCGGCCUCGCCGCCAUGGCCAAGAGCCGCCAGCUCCUCCGCGGCCGCACCCGCGUCGCCGCCGUACUCGUCACGGCCUACCUCGCCGCCUGCGGCCUCGUCGGGAGCCUCUUUCGCGCCGCCGUCGUCAAGUACCCCGAUGAAGAGGGCAGCAUCUGGGUCAGCCCCCUGGGCAAGGUCCUCGUCGGCGGGGCCCUCGUCGCCCUGCUCGUCCUCCUCAACCUCCUCGGCUUGCUCGUCCAGAGCAUCUUCUACUACGUCUGCAAGAGCUUCCACCGCCAGCCGAUCGACAAGACCGCCCUCUUUGAUCACCUCGGCGGAUACCUCGGCGAGUAUGUCCCUCUUAAGAGCUCCAUUCAGAUGGAAAAUCUCUCAUGAUGCGUGCACCCUCUCCCCCUUUCCCUUUCCCUUUCCCUUUCCCUUCCCCUUUUCGACGUGAGUGAGUUUCUUUUCUUUCUUUUUAUCCAUCCUCCCUUCCUUUAAGUCCCCCCUACACUAGUCUAUGUCUUUAUCUCCGUCUGCGUCUAUGUCUAUGUGGUUGGUACCCCCAAUCAAGCCUUUUUUAACUAAAUAACUGAGAGAGGACUGCGCGUUUCUCGUAGGAUAGGAUUGACAGAUGUAGAUUGUACUUGCUUAUGCAUUUCAUUUUUACUUAAUUUUAGUUUCUUUAUUUAUGUUCUAUUUUAGUGCCGUUUUGUUGGCUGACAUAUAUGUUCAUCGUAGUCGACCGAAAUUGAAGAAAAAGAAGAAAAUUCUAUGGACGGAGGAGGCUGCACAAUGUCCGUAAUUUUCUAUUAGCUUGUGGAGCCUUGUAUAGCAUAGUCUUAUAAAUCAAAAAGUCGUUGCAAAUUGAUAUAUAUUAAUGUGUCCAACACAGUCAUUUUGAGUUA
Molecule: messenger RNA, 1809 nt
Organism: Ananas comosus (pineapple)
Lineage: Eukaryota; Viridiplantae; Streptophyta; Magnoliopsida; Poales; Bromeliaceae
Exons: 1
Coding region: 296-1297 (333 amino acids)
Source: RefSeq, a predicted model, not a curated record